Physella acuta is the source of this 1128-nucleotide messenger RNA. RefSeq names its product testis, prostate and placenta-expressed protein-like. The record is from RefSeq and is a predicted model, not a curated record. Lineage: Eukaryota; Metazoa; Mollusca; Gastropoda; Physidae.
CUCAACACCUCUUCCAUCUACAUCCCUUCCUUCACCCACCAACAUCACCUCCAACACUAUGUGAGAAAACCCAACACCAUCACCAAUGUCGACCACACCCAACCACGUCGUGGAUCGGAUAGAGAAGCCGUACUACUACCACCACUACCCGGUGUUUAAACGCGUCAAGUUGCCGGCAGUCAAACACGGCAUCUACAACCCACAUCUGCCCACGCUCCGGCACAUGGAUCGAGACACGGUGGCCUGCAAACUUCCAGACGAGCACUGCCAGUCCACCAACUGCUGCAACCCACGUGACUUUGCCUUGGCGGAACUGACGGGCGUCAGCAAGUCGCAGAAGUGGCACUCGUGUCCAGACGACACCAAGACGGAACGGACCGUCAGCCGACUCUACUUUAAAACCGGAGGAUCACGAGAGGCUGAUGGCUAACUGGUACCGGUACCUGCACGACCCAGUCUUCAGAGAAAGCAAGCCGUGUGAGAACGUGCUUCGUCUGGACAACUUUGACCCCAACCUCCUGCACUUCAAUGGCGCUCACGUGGUCAAGCAGCUUCCGGUGGAGAGAGAAAUCAGGAUGAAGUUGAAGUGUGAGCCGAGGCUGGAAACCCAGUACGGACAACAGCAGCCGACACCCUCCGACACCAACUCCCGCUACCGUCACGUGCGACCCUUCUUCUUCCGGAACCUCUCCGACAAGAUUUGGGUACCCCCGACCCCUUCCGCUCAGCACCCCGACCCCCCGUGUUCGUAUUUCUUAUGAUUCCGGCAAUCCGGAAGUAAGUGGGGAGUUAGCGAAUGUCCUGGAUCGUCGAAAAAAAUAACUCAGAAAUAUGGAGGAACUGGAUAAUGUAUUAUAAGGUCGGAAAACAUAGCUAAAACAAGGAGAUAGCUGAGAAUGUGUGACAAUGUGAAAAAUAGAGCAAAAUGAGAAUGAGAAUGUAGCAAAACGUUAAAAACAGCAAAAAUAAGGAGAAUGAGAAUGUAUUAAAAUGUCGAAAACAUAGCGAAAGUAAUGAGAUAUCUCAAAUGUAUUAAAAAACAGCGUAAAAAUAGGAGAAUGUGAAUGUAUUAAAUCGAUAAAAUAACGCAGAAAUAAAGCGAUAUAUGAGAAUGCGUUUCAACGUCAA